ACACAGUAGAGGGUGUCACUAUUCCAGCCCAUACAAAAUCUGAGAACCAUGAGGAGCAUUCAGUCAGACCAUCUUAAAACAACUUGAUGAGCCCAUAUCAUCGACAAAAAAAAAAUGAAUAUGACUCUUCCAAGGAAUGUUUUGCAGCUGAGAAAGGUUUUUGCACAGCUCUCCGCCGUCUUGCUGCUUACACUGACUCAGAAGUCUGUCUCAACAUCUGCCGCCAUGGCCUGUGGGGUGUCUGUGGAUCCACCUGCCUCUAUUGAAAUAACAGACCCUGGGAAGCUGGGUUACCUUACUAUCCACUGGACUCCACCAGUCAGCCUUCAGAAUCUAACAGACUGCAAAAUAAGAUACCAACUUGGAUACUAUGACACCUAUGAGGACCGGUGGAAAAUUGUCCGAACUCCUAAACUGAGUUAUUCUGCUCAGUUCGACCUUGAGAAACCCAUUAAGAUAAGAAUUGUUACUCUGAUGAAGUGCACUUGCACCAAUGGGACAGAAGUUCAAGGGGAGGAGGCAGAAAGGGUGUUCACCCCUGACCUUACAGGUGUGGAGGGGUCAAGAAUAAGAGACUUUCACUGUGUUUUCUAUAAGAAAGAGUAUAUGGACUGCAUCUGGGAGUCAGGACAUGUCCAACCACCAAAUACAAAGCACUACCUUUAUUACUGGCACAUGGAAAUGAAUGAAAUCCAGGAAUGUCCAGAGUACAUCGUAUUAUCUGAUGUUCGGCGAGGCUGCAGGUUUCCUCGACAAUCUCUGUUGGAGUUCUCAAAUUUUAAUAUGUGUGUAAAUGGAUCAUCUGCAGCUGGAAGUCUGACAACUGCCUUCUUCUCUUUGGAGGUCCAGAACUAUGUGAAACCAGAAGUGAUUUCUUCUAUACGAAUCUCAGAGACUGAUGCACUAUUGAAGUUAGAUUGGGUGCCACCCAGUGGUUUAGUUCCAGAGCAGUGCUUGGAAUAUGAGGUGGAGAGCAACAUUAGAAUGACAGAUGGCAGAGAACAACAGCACAGAAAACCUCUUGAGGAAACAUCGUAUGACUUCCCAAAGGAGGGAGAAAGUAAGUCAACUUGCUUUCGAGUCAGGUCAAAGAUGAACACAUACUGUGCCGAUCAAGGAUUUUGGAGCGACUGGAGCCAAAUGAAGUGUACAGCAUCAGAAAAGGAAACUCUAUACAUUCCUGCAUGGGGUCGUUUGAUUUUGGUGCUGGUUAUUGCUGUUGUUAUAGUCUUCGUCGUUUGUAUUACACUGUGGAUUUUAAAGAAGACGUGCAUAAAAAAUACCAGAAAGAAGGAUGGUAUUUACACUUUAUACAAGCAGAAGAUCAAUGAAAACAUUCCCACAAUCCUCAGCCCAAUGUUCCAGUGAUGAACUGCAUUUCAUUUCUCAUCUCAUGCACUGUUAACUGUUAAGAUUUGGUUGUAGUUGGCCUGUGUUACACUGCAUAACAAAUCAGUCAUUUUAAACUGCACUAAAUGUAUAAACGUAGACAGCUGAUAGGACCAACAGUCCUUAAAGGAUCAUAGCAUACCUGAAUUAUUGAACCACUUUGUUUACCAAAUGUCUAUAUUAUUUACUAUUAUGUUUACGUAUUUGCAUUAAACGUCAAAGUUACUCAUUUUCCAAAUGCCAACGAGCUUGCCCAUUUUUGCUCUCUUUAUUGUAAUAUUAACUUUUUCAUGACUAUUUUAGUAUUUGAGAUGUUUUUACUGUCGAUCAUAUUAUGAAGUAAUCAUUUUUACGUGAUGCAUUUCAAUUUAUACACUUAUGACUAUCAAAUAAAUAACUGUAUAAUAAAAAAAU
Messenger RNA from Paramisgurnus dabryanus, 1803 nucleotides. It is a transcript of the gene il13ra2, whose product is annotated as interleukin 13 receptor, alpha 2. Gene Ontology annotation, molecular function: protein binding; cytokine receptor activity. NCBI's taxonomy places the organism in Eukaryota, Metazoa, Chordata, Actinopteri, Cypriniformes, Cobitidae. The record is from RefSeq and is a predicted model, not a curated record. Gene Ontology annotation, biological process: cytokine-mediated signaling pathway. Gene Ontology annotation, cellular component: external side of plasma membrane.